AUGUGUGGACCACCUGCAAACAUAUUUUUCAUCCCUAUUCUAGCUGGAAUGAUUGAAAGACUCUUAAAUGAUUAUAUUUCAGGUUCUAUGCACGAACCACUUUCCCUCCCACUACGCUUACUUAAUGAUUUAAUGCAAUCAGAAUUGUUUUUUUCAGAACAAUCUGAGACAGAAACAGAAUGCAUAAAACUAGAAACAGAAGAAAUGAUGCCAGAAGAGGAGAUACUAAAAACAGCUGUUUAUAACGUGAAUAUUGAGAAAAUCAUAGAAUCUGUCAAACACAGGAUUGUAAAUAAAUAUCAUCUUGAGCUAGACUCAAAAUGGUUGACAAUACCUCUUGCUAAGGCCAUAUUGGGUUUUCUGGUAAAAAAAGAGGAUGCGAUCAUGCUCAACGAAAGAUCAAUGACAUAUCAGGAACUUAGUUCAAUGGGAAUUGUGAACCUGAUUCUAAUAGAACAAACUAGAGAAUACCUUAUUCAGUUACCCUAUAUGUGGGUAUGUGCAAUUGUUAAAAACUCCAAUGACCCUGGGAUGACGUAUUGGAAAUUCAUAUUAAAAUAUGAUGAGCUGAUGAAUUGGCCGAAUUUCGAAGAUUUUAAUACUAAGUUCUGGGCAUUAUGCCUCAAUGUUAAAGUUGAUUUACCUCAAAUUAAAGAUAUCAAAUUAUAUAAAUUACCACAUCAAUACCCAGUCACUAAAACUUACGAGAAUAAUCAAGUGAAAUAUGCAAACAUAACCGAAAUAAGAAAUGGUUAUAUUGACCUAGAUUUAUUGAAGAAUGAAAAUAUCAAGAGUAGAGCUCCGAAUCAG
Molecule: messenger RNA, 810 nt
Organism: Funneliformis geosporum
Lineage: Eukaryota; Fungi; Glomeromycota; Glomeromycetes; Glomerales; Glomeraceae
Source: the annotation of a GenBank genome assembly